CGUCGUUUCGAUCACGUUUCGAUUACGUUCUGACUAAACGAAUGGAUGUUUCAGGAGGUCUGCGAUCGCGGAAACGUACUUGAUGGACCAGGAUAGAAACUAUCGAGUAACCGUUGUAGAGGAUUCAGUGCCGUUGGAAAUCAAGUUGGAGAUUGGCGAGUAUUCGGAUAACUCGAGCAGAAACGAAAGCAACGUGACGAACAACUCGUUGGAGGGGAUAGAGUUGGACGAGCCGAUCGUCGACUCGGUGAAAACUGUUCUGGUACCCGUCAGGGAUCCGGUGACCAAGGAGGUGAGGAAUAUGUUGGUGCCCGUUGAAGUUAGGGACGAGACUGGAUUGAACGUGAUCAAAAGCGUGCUUAUACCGUUCGAGGGUGACGACGGUUUGGUUUCCUACGAGCUUAAAAAGGUGUUGGUGCCUAUCAAGCCGGAAUUGAACUUGCCCCCCCAGAAUAAACCUAAGGAGAGGCGACUGAAUUGCAAGAGGGGGCAGAGGAAACGGAAGAGGGAAGAACGAGACGAGCAAGAAGAGAUAUUAUCGGAAGGAAGGAUGGAGGUGAUCGACGACAAGCAGACGGAGGAGUCGAAAUCGGAAAUCGGGGCAGAUUUGAAGGAGGAAGUGGACGAGAUAUUGGACACUUUGAGGAACGUUUGCCCCCUUUGUGAAAAGUGUUUCAAGGACGAGGAUCAGAUGCAUAAGCACGUGGCGAAAACGCACAAGAAGCCGUACAACUGCGACAAGUGUCACAAAGGUUACUUCUCGGACUUGGCCCUCGAGGAGCAUCGAAAAACGCACGAGGUGGUCUCCUUUCAUCGAUGCCCCGUCUGCCAGAUGCAGUACAAAACCGUGACAGGGCUUAAGCACCAUCGGAUCCGCGAGCACACCGACAUAGAACCGAAAUUCGUCUGCGACUUUUGCGGGAAGAGAUUCAAAUUGAAAUUGGACCUGAGCCUUCACAUAGACAGGUCUCACAUGAACGCCACCUACGUGUGCAGAUUCUGCGGGAUGGCUGUGAAGAACAUCGCUCACCACGAGGCCAAGCAUCAGAAGAACAAAGAGAUCGUCUAUCCCUAUUGCUGCACCAUCUGCCCGAGAAAGUUCAAAGGUUGGAACAGCUUGGAGAAUCACUUGCUGAUGAAGCACAAAGCUUCGAAGGAGGGAGCUUCGGACAUGCUGAGAACGCUUUGCGAGAAAAGAUUCGAGUCGAGAAGCGAUUUCUAUCAACACGUGUUGAAUCAAACGGAGGUCCAAGUGAAGCGGCACAAGUGUGACGUAUGCCAGAAAACCUUCACCUCGGAGUACAAUCUUCGCAAUCACAUGAUCCUCCAUUCCCAGACUUACGCGUGCACCCAGUGUGACAAGAGUUUCGCCACGAACUACUUGUUGAAACUGCAUCUUAGGAAGCACACCGGCGAACGGCCGUAUCAGUGCAAAGUAUGCUUGAAGACGUUCGCCAGAUCUGCUUCCCUUAGAUUGCACAAACUGACUCACACUGGCGAGAAACCGUAUGCGUGCGAUUUGUGCGGUCAAUGUUUUACUCAGAGGGGCAGCAUGAUGUCGCAUCGCCGCAAGCAUCCGCCUCCUUCCCCUUCUCUGUUGCUCACCAGUCUCGAGAAUAACGAGCAUUAGAGAUUGGCAGAGAGGGGAUGAACUUGAGAUCUUCUCUAUCUAUAAAUUUGAAACUUUUUUUUUUUUUUUUUUUCUUUUCUUUUUUUAAUCUAGUGACCAGUAAAGAAGAAAUUUGAAUAUUUUGAUAUA
Messenger RNA from Apis florea (little honeybee), 1759 nucleotides. RefSeq lists its product as uncharacterized. Gene Ontology annotation, biological process: regulation of transcription by RNA polymerase II. The record is from RefSeq and is a predicted model, not a curated record. Gene Ontology annotation, molecular function: DNA-binding transcription repressor activity, RNA polymerase II-specific; zinc ion binding; RNA polymerase II cis-regulatory region sequence-specific DNA binding. NCBI's taxonomy places the organism in Eukaryota, Metazoa, Arthropoda, Insecta, Hymenoptera, Apidae. Gene Ontology annotation, cellular component: nucleus; nucleoplasm.